Molecule: messenger RNA, 3041 nt
Organism: Trachemys scripta elegans
Lineage: Eukaryota; Metazoa; Chordata; Testudines; Emydidae
Gene: HHAT
Product: hedgehog acyltransferase
Exons: 12
Coding region: 156-1634 (492 amino acids)
Biological process (GO): protein palmitoylation
Cellular component (GO): endoplasmic reticulum
Molecular function (GO): palmitoyltransferase activity
Source: RefSeq, a predicted model, not a curated record
GCGCGGAGCCGCCGGGGCUGGGGUGGCUGCAGCUCCGCGGCGCCUCGAGGCGGGCUGGCCUCGGAUAAGGCAUGUCCCUGUAGGGGAGCGCAUUGCGGGAAGCUAACAACAAGGACAUCAUCUGGAGGCCAGAGAAACUUACGUUGCAAGUCGUGAUGCUGCCGCUAUGGGAAAUGUUUCUUUACUUGCUUCUUUCAUUUGGCUUCCACUUUUAUUCCUUCUAUGAAGUAUACAAAGUCUCCAGAGAAUAUGAAGAGGAACUUGAACGAGAAUUUGAAUUGGAAAAAGAUACUUUGUUUUGGGGACUUAAAAAGGAUCCCACAGACUUUGAGUGGAGCUUCUGGAUGGAAUGGGGAAAGGAACGUAUAAUAUGGCUUCUGCUUGGCCAUCUAAUGGUAUCACAGAUGUCAAGGCUCUUUAUGGAAAAGUACAAACCCUGGUGUCUUAUGGCAUACGGAAUGGUGGCCUGCUGGUUUCUAUUAGGAAUCAAUGGCUUGACAGUGAUUUUGCUACAUAUAGCCAUUUCAUUUUCCGUGGCUCAGUUUCAGACAGCAGUCCUGACAUGGCUGUGCUCACUACUUUUGUUAACAACUUUGCGCGUACCAGCCGUGGAAGAAGCAAAGAGAGGGUGGUACGACACUGAAAAUGAGUACUACUUGCUGCUCUUCACCCUGACUGUUCGCUGCCUCUACUACACUAGUUUCAGCCUUGAAUACUGCUGGCAUGGGUCUACCCAGAAGAGGUACCACUCAUUUUUUUGGAUGCUGGCGUACAUGUUCUACUAUCCUGUGUUCCACAAUGGACCCAUUAUGACCUUCAAUGAAUUUACUAAGCAGAUGAAGAGACAAGAAGCCUGCAGUUUGAAGAUUAACCUUUGCAUUUUACUGCUGGGCAUAGUUCGCAUUUUCUUUUGGUGGUGGUUGGCAGAGUUGAUGAUUCAUCUCAUGUAUAUCCAUGCCAUAUACAGUAGUUCUUCACAUCUGGAAGCAGCCUCCUACUGGACUUUAGGUGGCCUGGCAUUAGCUCAAGUACUAUUUUUUUAUGUGAAAUACCUGGUUCUCUUUGGUAUUCCUGCUCUUAUUAUUCGAAUGGAUGGACUCAAACCUCCAGCUUUACCUCGCUGUGUGAGCACAAUGCACAGUUUCACUGGAAUGUGGAGAAGUUUUGAUGUUGGACUGCAUCAUUUUCUUAUCAGGUACAUCUACAUCCCAAUGGGAGGAUCCCGUGGCAGUAUGUUUGGGAUGUUGUUUUCCACAGCCAUCACUUUUUCUUUUGUAAGCUAUUGGCACGGGGGCCAUAACUACCUUUGGUUCUGGGCAGCACUUAACUGGCUUGGAGUAAUUGCAGAAAAUGGAGUCAAGAGGCUACUUUCAGUUUCACUUGUUCGAGACUUAAUUGAUCGUUUUUUCUCACCAAAAAUUUGUCGUCGACUUCAUGCUGCCCUAGCAGCUGUUUCCACUUCAGUGUUGAUUUUAUCCAAUCUAGUGUUUCUCGGAGGAAAUCAAGUUGGGAAAAUCUACUGGAACAGGAUCUUUGUGGAAGGCUGGCCAUGGGCAACCCUGUCUGUUCUUGGAUUCCUGUACUGCUACUCUCAUGUUGGAAUUGAAUGGGAUCGCACACACCGGGUAGAUUAGCGCACAGUUAUACAAAGGUAUGCCAUCAUGAGCUGUGAGUUAAGAAGGGAGUGGAACAGGUUUUUGUAAAACCUUUCAUACAGUGAAUGCAGACAUUCUGAUUUCUCUGCCGUGGAUGUACAUGCCAUUCUCUCUGCAGGAAAAUAUGCCACAGCAAAUAUACUUUGCCAAACUAUUUAAAAAUCUGGAAGACAGUUUAAUUUAUAAUUGUUUAUGGACAAAUCACUUGAACUGUAAACACUAAUUUCUUAAAGUAUUUUUGUUGUAUUAGACACUAUUUUUAUAUCAGAAGUAUUUGGAAUUGUAUGUACUUGUUGAAUAUUUUAGUAUAUGUACUUCACAUUCUUGGACCCAUGUCUAUCAGGAAGAGAGAAUUUUUUGUCUUUUUCCUAUUUUUUUCUGGUCUGGAUUAAAUUUAAAUACAUUGCAAACAAAAGAAUGCAACCUGUUCAUCCACUGCACAAUUUGGAAAACCAGAAUUCUACCCAAAUUGCCCUCCAUACAUUAUAUCUCAAAGUAAUACCCAGCUAUUGAAAGUACAGCCUGAAAACAUGUACAAAAGAAUAAAAGAUUUUGCUUUUUUAGCCAUUUCUCUAUCUCAGUGGUCCCCAAACUGUGUGGCGCACAGAGGAACAUUCAGGUAUGUGUGAGGCAGGGCCCAUGCCAGCCCCCAUGGAGGACGGGAAGGGAGUGCCCCCCAGCCCCGCUCUGCCCCCAGCUCAACUCCGGCCCCAACCGCAGUUCCACACCAGCCCCAGACGCAGCUCUGCACCAUCUCAAACCCAGCUCCGGGCCCACCCCAGCUCUGCUCCAUCCCUAGGCCAACUCUGCCUCUAACCCCAGCUCCUCCCGCAUCCCCAGCUCUACCUUCAGCCCAAGCUCCGCUGCUGAGGAAGUCUUGGCUGUUCAGUAAGGGGUGAGGCAUGGACAGAUUCCAUUACUGGUAAGGGGGGGCAUGACAGGAAAAAUUUCGGCAGAGGAUCACUGCAACCACUACCAAAAAGGAAUGCCUUGAAGGUGGGAUUUUUCAAAAGCACCUAACAUCAGCCUAACUAUUGGAGCAGAGUUAAGCCAUUGCUGAGAGCUUUUGAAAAAUCCCAUGCUUAACCCUUUAUAGUUAAUACUAGGUUGAAAACCCAUGUAUCUGUUCUCCAGCCACAUAGAUUGGGAAUCCAUUGAUCUAAUGUAGGAUGUGUAGUAACUUGUAUGCAUAAAUAACAUAUCUUACACUCAGAGAUGGAAAUGACCUAGUAGGUCAUCUAGCCCAUGCUUCAUUCCAGAGCAGUAUUAGUCUGUGUGGUGUAUGUUUUAGUGCUUUGUACUGUCUAGUGUUGCUGUAUAUCCUUUUCUGUUUUAAUAAUAAAACCCCUUCUUUAAGGAAGGUUGAUGAACAUAUGUGACUUGCAG